Messenger RNA from Cheilinus undulatus (humphead wrasse), 3454 nucleotides. Its product is annotated as MIF4G domain-containing protein B-like. Gene Ontology annotation, molecular function: RNA binding; translation activator activity; protein binding. The coding region runs from base 154 to 819 and encodes 221 amino acids. The record is from RefSeq and is a predicted model, not a curated record. Gene Ontology annotation, cellular component: cytosol. Lineage: Eukaryota; Metazoa; Chordata; Actinopteri; Labriformes; Labridae. Gene Ontology annotation, biological process: regulation of translational initiation. The transcript is spliced from 6 exons.
UUCAGCUCUGAUUAUCUGUGCAGGGAAACGUCCGCUUACAUUUACUCAAGUGUCUACCAGCGCCUGUUUAAACGAAUUUUCUCACCUUUUAGACAAUUUCGCCUCACUACUUUCGAAAUUGUGACUGCUCCUUGGAGUCAUCUGUCAUCUAUAAUGGAGAACUCCUCUGAAGACUACAGGAUCCAGGCUUUUGACAUGGACACGCAGAUUUUGCUGAAAACAGCCUUGAAAGAUCCAAGCUCAGUCAACCUGGAGAAGGUGUCCAACAUCAUCAUGGAUCAGUCUCUAAAGGACCAGGUGUUCAGCAAAGAGGCCGGGCGUAUCUGCUACACCAUCGUUCAGGCUGAGGCCAAGCAGAACAACGGGAAUGUGUUCAGGAGAAACCUGCUGAACCGGCUCCAGCAGGAGUUCAAGGACCGUGAGGAGACAAGGGGGCGCUCGCUGCAGGAGUGGGUGUGCUACGUCACGUUUAUCUGUAACAUCUUCGACUACCUCAAAGUGAACAACAUGCCGAUGGUGGCUCUGGUCCAUCCUGUGUAUGACUGUCUGAUGAGACUAGCUCAACCAGAUGCUUUAAUGAAUGAAGAGGAGGUGGACUGUCUUGUCCUGCAGCUGCAUCGUAUCGGAGAGCAGCUGGAGAAGAUGAACACCCAGCGCAUGGACGAGCUGUUCUUCCUGCUGCGGGACGGCUUCCUGCUCCAGGAGGGCCUCACCUCCAUGGCCCGUCUGCUGCUGCUGGAGAUCCUGGAGUUCAGAGCCGGAGGCUGGAUGCUCAGCAGCACUGCCCACAAAUACUACUACAGCGAAAUCGCAGACUAAGAUGCCCUGAGUGGCUGAUCUGCAGGUGCAUUAGCCGACCUUGAAGCACCUUGGAUACCUCCUCUUCUGAUUGUAAAACCAGCAAUUUAAUGACAGAGCUCCUCCAGAUAAUCAGCGAGGGGUUUGGUGAAGAUGGCGGUUGAGAAACUGAACAAAAAGACUGCUGGAUGUUUCUGCGUUACAUCAGUUCACUGAGAUGGUGCCGUGGAUGUGGAAUGUGCAAUAGUUCACAGUUAUGUUUACAAGGUUUAGCCACGUUCAGGUAUACUUUGUUUAAAAGUUUGAGAACAGUUAUAGAAGCUGAGGAUAUUUUUAUGUUUUAUAUUAUCUUUUAGGCAUUCCUGUUUAAGACAAAACAUUUCAAAACUUAUUUUUUAACCAAAUCCAAAGAGAUUGGAGCAAACAUUCCGGUCAGAAAACACGCUGAUUUGGGUUUUUGCUUUACUUUGUAUUGUUGUGUGACCAACUUUUAAUUUAAUUCCAGAUUUUACUUGUUUGAUAUACUAGACUAGAUUUCGAGUUUUAGAGAAAUAUCUGCCAAGUUUCUCGAGUAGGAUUCCUGUGUUACUGGGUUUAGACAGAAAAAGCAUUUUGUCCUGAUUCAGGGAUCUUUUUAUAUUGUUUGAGUUUUGUUGCAGAUCUUCUUAUAAAUAAAGCAGCAAGAGACUUGUCAAAGUUAAAAUCAAAAUUCUAUUUCUCCUGAUAAAUAAGCCUGAUUAACUGUUUUGUUUUUUUACUAGAGGUUCUAGAUGGUGUUUCUCACAGAAUGGCUCUAUACUGGGUGGUAGGGAUGGCCGUCCUGCCCUGCAUCAUUCUUCAUGAUUUGUGCUCUUUUGGCCAUAUUCAUCAGCUGGACGUUGUAUAGAAACACUUAAAUAGCAUCACUCACCUUUUUAAAUGCUUUACUUAUUCCUUAAUCACAGCAGGCAAGGUGAGCUGAGUGCAUGGAGGCUUAUUGUUGAUAAGGUAGAGCAGUGCUUUCCAUAGUGUUGAGAGGGCUGUGAGACUGAAUUUUGAGGUUGUAAAAUACUUGAUUAAAUGACUAAAUUCUUCUAAAGUGUCCCAGAACUAACAAAAUACAACCAGAACAUUUACCGUAGAGGUAACCUUGACAAACCAAAUGUACUUAAUGUGGCAAACGUGAAAGUGCAUGCUUAAAAAAAUAAGGAAAAUAAACAAUUUAGCACUAGCUCUGUCAACAUGAGAAACGGCACAGUAGCAGCAGGAAACAGGAAGUGAUGUCGUACAUGUCCUGUGUCAGUGCCACCCAGGCGUCAGUGGUUAUUGGUUGGUAGUUUUGUGACAUCAAGCAAGCCAGACAGUGUUGUGAGCUGGACUUUGGAUGAGAAUGUAGAGUGAAAACAAAGCCAGAGACUACAAGCCUUGCAGUGGAGCCAAGUACAUUUAAAGAGCUGAAUAUUAGAAAACUGGGUGACCAUGCAGAUGUUGGAUCAAAACUACAUAAAUGGUCUUUACUUUGUGACUGCACAGAUGCUUUCCUUGCAGCAUUAAUGUCUAUGAAAACUCUAUGUGCACGUUGAAAUUCUCUGUUAGGAGGUAAAAAUCUGGACUUUGUGGGCAACUGUGGCCCAGUAGGUAGAGACGGUAUUUGAUCCCCAGCUCCUACAGUCACAUGUCAACACCCCAAUUUGCUCCCACUGCUUUGUCGGUGGCAUGUAAAUGGGUAUGGAUGUGUAUGACUCUGACUAGCUAAUACUGAGGGCUAUUCUCUCUGAGUAGCUGUGAGCUGUGGCGCUAUACAAGCUACCAUCUGACUUUGAGUCUCAUGUCAUGGUAGUCUGAUGGGUUUGGUGGGCUCCAGAUGAUUUUCAGGUUUUAAAAUGAGCCACGUCAUUCUGAAGUCUUGGGAAAGGCUGAGGCAGAGCAUGGUUGGAGGUUGCAAGAAGCUGCAGAGAAAUGCUGAAAUAACAGCGCAACUUUAUGUGUCAUCAGUUCAAUAUUGCAUUUACAGGACGGAUCUUCAAGUUGAUAUCUCUGAAAUUUAAAUAAAAGGCAGGCAAAUAUGCCUGGGUGGCCCACCCAAGUAUAGUCUAUAUGUGGGAAACACUAAUAAGAGCAGGACACGUGAUCUUUGUGAUUUACUUUCCACAGUCACUAGAGGACACAGACUUAAGAUUACACCAGCACUGACAUUUCCAUGUAGCUGAUGUCUGACUCUUUGAGUCAGCGUUUCCCUCUUUAGCCCGAGCAGAAUCAGAUGAAAUACUCCCACAGAAAUGUGUUUUUGAAUGCUUGCAUCUGCUGAAAGUAAAUAUGCUAGACUUCCAUUGCAGUCGGACAAAUCAACCUCUAUUUCAAAAGAAAAACAUCUAAAAGAUGAGAAUUGAUUUUAAACCCAGCCAUGUUCAGAAGUUAUAUUUUGUACUGCAACUCCAACAAUCUGUUUAUUUUUAACUUUUGUAAUUGUCACCAAAUUCAGUCCCAGUUUGGCUUAUUGAUUUGAAUAACUUGGUUAGGAUGCUGUAGAUACUAAUGCUUCCUAAAGAGAACUGACUACUACAUAUUUAUGAAGCUGUUACAACAUUUUUACAUGAUUCAGUUCCAUUUUUUUAUGGUUGGGUUGUACAUUUGCUGCAAAAGUAUCUGUUCUAAUAAAUUUUGGAAGGUUUCCUUA